Molecule: messenger RNA, 3763 nt
Organism: Hyposmocoma kahamanoa
Lineage: Eukaryota; Metazoa; Arthropoda; Insecta; Lepidoptera; Cosmopterigidae
Gene: Dg
Product: dystroglycan
Exons: 19
Coding region: 305-3745 (1146 amino acids)
Biological process (GO): morphogenesis of an epithelium; axon guidance; nerve development
Cellular component (GO): sarcolemma; dystroglycan complex; dystrophin-associated glycoprotein complex
Molecular function (GO): calcium ion binding; laminin binding
Source: RefSeq, a predicted model, not a curated record
CGCCUCGCGUCGCUGCCAGCGGACGGUCGUUGGCUCUCCACGUGUCUUGCCGGCAAUAUCUCAAGUAAACUAACCCAACUAGUUACUUAUUUAGUGAGCUCGCUGUUGGAAUACAGUGAUUUCUGUGAAGUGAAAUUUAGUAAACUGAAAUUUUGUGAUUUCGUGUUACGAACUUCAACAGACGAACACCACGCCGAGCAAAGGUCGAAGUUCCUGUGACGCCGUCGUACGCGGCUUCAAACUAAAUAAAUGAACGGUAGUAGUUGUUUAUGAGAUCGUCUGCCGGGGCGGGUAGCGGGGCGAAAUGGGGUACGUGAAGUAUGGUGCGUAUAUCGGAUGGACGCUGCUGCUGCUGUGCCCGCUGGCACUCAGCCGCCUCGACGACGACUUCGCGUUUGACAAUAGUGAAGAGUUUCAGGUGGAACUACAGCUGAAUCAUUCAGAAAUAGAAAAAAAUGGCCUAAGAAGGUUAUGGGGUGUUCCAGACACAUCGGCCUACGUGGGACACCUAUUCCGUAUGGAAAUCCCCAAAGAAGCAUUCUCCGGACCAGUUAAUACUUAUAAGGUUCGAAGUGAGGAUGGCCGACACAUCCCUAGCUGGCUAGCAGUGGACUCUAAGCAUGGGAUCAUUAGCGGCAUCCCGCAGAAACAAGACUUAGGCGCACAUACCUUCACCGUCACUGCCCAUGGCCGUACACACGGCCUCACUGCCACUGACUCCUUUACUAUUGAGGUUAAGAAAGCUGAAGAUAAGCCAUACUCAAAGUACGGGAUAUGUCACAACAACGAAAACCACCUGGUCCUAGUGAUACUGAUCGACGUCGCCUUCCAGCAGAUAGCUCCGAGGCAGAGGAUACGAGCGCUCAUGGACCUUGCCAAUUUCAUGGCGCUUGAAGGGGAUGAAUUCUGGAUGGAACCAUACAAAUCAGAUACCUCACAAAUCCAAACGAUACUCAUGAGUGGGCCUGGCACGACACAGCGGAGGCGUGGCGACGCCACUACCGCCAUCUAUCUUAACGUGGGUUGCGGCGACAAGCUAUGGUCCCGCCAUAAGGUUCUAGUGGCCGGACUGAGAGAGCAGUCGCGUGAUGGCACUCUGGCGCAUACGCUGAGAUUGUCUGUGCUCGGUUGGAGAUUGCUUGCACUCAAACCUGUGCCCAGGCCGAAAAGACAGUCACCACUAGACGAAGGGUCGGGUACAUACGAGACUUACGACGGCGAUGAUGAAGCCGACUAUAGCGGGUACGACGACGGUGACGAUGAAGAUGAUUUCGGUCGGGUGGACCUCGAACCCGACGGAAUCGAACAAACCGACACUACUACCGCUGCUACCACAACCAGUACCUCCACAACAACAACCACUACCACCCUUCCUGUCUUCACCGACACCGAAAUCGAAUCUACAUCUUUUCCUACUCCUCCCCCUACUUUCCCCCCUUCUCCUCCCCCUACUCCUGUCCCUCCUCUUCCCCAUACAACUCCGUCUCCCGCGCCCCCGCCGACCGCCUUGCCUACCACCACUGAGGAACCGAUCACCGCGGAAGAAACCACUCCUGAGCCCGCCUCUACUAAUACGUAUACUACGGAGGAACACAAAGUACGAAUCACACCUUACUCUGAAUCCGCGUCGGAAUCGAGUAACAUUAAGAACUACACUUCUCUACCUGUGAAUCCACGUCGUAUCGCCGGCCAUGGACGGAUAGACAUCGUGCCGGAGGAAAUGCCUGAUAUGACUACUGAAGCUGAAACGCAAACGGUUGUAAUACGUGCGUCCAACGAAUUCCCUAUGACGUCACCCGAACCUACCACAUCGCCAUCCCCCCAACCGACUUCUCAAGAAACGGUGGCUGCGUCGCCAGAGACAACUCCUGUUACGUCACCCACGCCACUGACGUCAACAGCGACCAUAACAUCGACAGUUCCCGUUAUGCUGCCCACGACGCAAACUCCAAGCACUGUGAUCACAGAGACCACUGUGGAGGAUGUCACGACGCAGGAGACGGUAACAUCGACGGAAAGAACAAGUACGAUAUUCGGUCGAACUACAGAGACAGUUACUUUUGCUAUGCCGAUGAAUCAGCCGCCAACGCUGAAACAUCAUAUGAAGAAACUUGCUAUUACAGCCGGAAAGGCGUUUAGAUACAUAAUCCCUGCUGACUUAUUCACGGAUCCGGAGGAGGGCAGCAACCUCACAUUCACCAUGUACGAGGCCGAGAACGUAAAGCUCAGCAAGAAUUCUUGGAUACAAUUCAUUCCAAACAACCGCGAAGUUUAUGGCUUGCCACUAGAAUCCCACGUAUCUCGCUGGAAUUUCAUAGUAGAAGCGCAAGACAGCGAAGGCCUUGUCGCUCGCGGUCCACUUGACAUCACCGUGCAACAACACAAGAGUUCACGCACGAUCAACCACCAAUUCAUCAUACAAUUCAAGCUAAACAAACCGUUCAAUAACAACAUUGAUUGGCAAAUAAGAGCUCUAGAAGGCAUCAUGAAUCUAUUCAGAGAUACGGAUAUGGAAGAGUUGACUGUGUUGAACGCGACGCAAAAUGGAGAUAUCUAUGAAUUCGUUUGGACUAACGAUACGUUGCCGAAGGAUUCGUGUCCUAUUGAUAGCAUUAGUAGACUUAUGAAGAUAAUGGAAUCCGAAAGCGAGAAAGGUGCGCCGUCAGCGAACUUAGUGCGAGCUAUGUCUCCUGAGCUGAAAGUAAGCGCAGUGUCAUGGCGAGGCGUGGGGCAGUGUACCCAGACGGUGCCCACCACGAAGAAACCGGACACGUACCCGCCCGUACCGAGGAACCAAGUCGAUCACUUGACGGCCACUGUCGGACAUUUACUUGUUUAUAAAGUGCCUGAGGACACGUUCUACGACCCGGAGGACGGCGGAACUCGCAAACUGCACCUAUCGCUCCGCUACAGCGACCGUUCAGAACUGCCGUCCGGACACUGGUUACAAUUCGAUGCCAAGAACCAGGAGUUCUACGGUCUGCCUUCUCCCAGCGACGAGGGUUCCGUCACUUAUCAAUUGAUCGCCGAGGAUUCCAGCAAAAAGAGCGCUUACGACAGUUUAAUGGUGGAAGUUGUGAGAGCGCCUACGAUCCGCCCAACAGUAGAAUUCCGUAUGACUAUGGAGUACCCAUUUCCAGCGCUGGCAUACAACGCGCACAACAAGCGCAAAGUCGUCGAGAAGCUGGCUGCACUCUUCGGUCAAACGGAUACAAGUAAUAUACGGAUACAUAGCAUUACAGAUAGCCCUACGACUAUCAUUUGGUACAACACAAGUCUUCCAAUGGACCGUUGUCCCCAAAAAGAAAUCCAAGAACUCCGUCGAAUGAUAAUCGCUGACGAAAACGGCGCUGUGGGGGGAGCUCUCAAAGAAAACGUCGAUCACGUCUUCGACAAAGACCUGAAAGUGAUGUCUAUAACCCUCAUACCGCUUGGACUUUGCGAAAGCCCGACUAAAAUAUAUAGACCUCCGUCCCAACCCCCUAACACUGGACAUAGGGAACCAGGAUCUGCGGAAGGAUAUGGAUUCUCUGAACAUUUAGUUACGAUCAUCAUACCGGCUAUUGUGAUCAUCUGUAUGAUUCUUGUAGCUGGAAUUAUCGCCUGCGUGCUUUACAGAAGAAGGCGCACCGGUAAGUUAGGAAUACUCGUUUUAUUUACAUUCAACCGACAAUUGGUCAUAAUUGACACGUUUGGGAAGUUGGCGACCGCGAGAAAGCUGCAAUCUCUGUUGACCAUUUCCUGAAUUUAUCCCUUGGUCACG